Messenger RNA from Aspergillus aculeatus ATCC 16872, 1977 nucleotides. RefSeq lists its product as uncharacterized. Gene Ontology annotation, biological process: translational elongation. The transcript has 3 exons. The record is from RefSeq and is a predicted model, not a curated record. The coding region runs from base 1 to 1977 and encodes 658 amino acids. Lineage: Eukaryota; Fungi; Ascomycota; Eurotiomycetes; Eurotiales; Aspergillaceae. Gene Ontology annotation, cellular component: cytoplasm; nucleus.
AUGUUCAAAUUCUACCCAUCCGAUUUCUUCCACUUCGAGUUCCUCCGAGUGCUGGCCAGCGCGCCCGCCGGCGGGGCCGAGACAGGCGAGUGCCUGGCAGUGCUACCGCAAGUGCCCGACGGGGACGCCGAGGCAUGGUACCGGGCGUGGACGGCGCAAGCGCAGCAGGCGCGGGGGCUGGGCGACGAGGCGCUCGUCUCCGGGGACACGGUCGCCGCUUCGGGGGCCUACCUGCGCGCCAGCAACUACUUCCGCGCCAGCGAGUUCUUCCUGCACACCCGCCCGGACGACCCGCGCUUGCUGGCAGCGAUGGAGAAUAGUGUCGCCGUGUUCGACAAGGGGGUGGAUCUGCUGGAUACGUGCACCGUGGUGCGGGUGGAAAUUCCUUACGAGGAGGAGAAGGGGGCUGCACGGCUGCCAGGCAGAUUGUAUCUCCCCCGGUCAGGUGCCGCGCAAACAGGCCAAGGCCAGAGCGAAGACAAGCUCCCGCUCCUCAUCAUGACGGGCGGGUUCGACUCGACGCAGGAGGAACUGUACUUCUUCGGGCCUGCGGCUGCACUUCCGCGCGGGUACGCAGUGCUCACGUUCGAGGGACCGGGCCAGGGGAUCUGCCUCCGCCGGGACGGGCUGCGGCUGCGCCCGGACUGGGAGCAUGUGACGACCAAAGUGCUGGAUGUGGUGGAGAGCCAGCUUGCCAAGGACUAUCCGAUUGACCUGGAGAGGGUGGCAGUGGUCGGCGCCUCGCUGGGCGGGUACUUCGCUCUGCGGGCGGCGGCGGACCCGCGCGUGCGGGCGUGUGUCUCGUGCGAUGCGUGCUACGAUCUCUUCGAUGUGACGCGCAGUCGCAUGCCCGGCUGGUUCAUUAACGGGUGGCUGAGCAGACGGCUCAGCGACGGGUUCUUCAACUGGGUCGUCAAUAAACUGGCGGGGUGGAGUUUCCAGCUGCGCUGGGAGUUCGGCCACAGCAUGUGGGUGUAUGGGGUGGAGUCGCCGGCGGAGGUGAUGCGCUGCAUGCAGCAGUACCACGCCCGGGGGUAUUUGCAGAAGGUCAAGUGCAGUACGUUUGUGACAGGGGCGGCGGAUACAUUCUACUUUACGCCAAAGCAGAAUACGGAGCCGAUCUUUGAGGCGCUGGGGCAUGUCCCACUACAGAAGAAGCGGUUGUGGAUCGGGAAGGGGGUCGAGGGGGGUGGGCUGCAGGCCAAGAUUGGGGCCUGGGCGGUGUUCCACCAGAAGAUGUUUGUGUGGUUGGAUGAGCAGUUCGAGAUCAAGCGGGGGACUAUUCUAUACAACACAACAAUGGCACCCAUCGGCCGUCUUUACACAUACAUGCCCAACGCGCGGAUCUUGAAGAUCCAAGCCGCGGCCGCACUAAACAACCUCACCCUCGACAUCCCCCAACCCUUCGCCUUCGGCACCGCCAACAAAUCCCCCGAGUUUCUCCAAAAAUUCCCAACUGGCAAGGUCCCUGCCUUUGAAUCUUCCGACGGCGAGGUGACGCUGGUCGAAUCCGACGCGAUCGCGCAGUACGUGGCGGCCUCCGGGCCCGCGGCGCCGGCGCUGCUGGGCCGCAAUGUCGCCGAGCAGGCGGCCGUGCGCCAGUGGAUCUGUUUCGCGGAGAACGAGGUGUUUCGGAACAUGAUGGCGGUGGUGCUGUGGCGCGUGGGGAUGCGGGAGUACGAUGCGGGGGUCGAUGGCGAGGGGGCGAAAGGGUUGGAGGAGGCGUUGGCGGUGGUGGAGCGGCAUCUUGCGGUGGGUGAGAAGGAGUUUCUUGCGACGGAGGGGGAGUUGUCCUUGGUGGAUUUGACGCUCGCGUCGGCGCUGUUUUGGGCGUUUAUGCAUUAUAUCGAUGAGGAGAUGAGAGGGCGCUUUCCCCGGGUGGUGCGGUGGUAUCUUCGGGUGGUUGGGGCGGAGAGGGUGAGGGAGGUGUUUGGGGAGCCUAGUUUGGUUGCGGUGAGGAAGGAGGCUUCUGUUUAG